UAUUUUCACUUUCACAACAGACUCUGUAUAUAACCAGCUCCACUGCACACAGAACUAGUUCCUCUCUACAGAACCAGCUCCACUAUACAGAACCAGCGAUGGAUUCCCUGUCCAUGAGAGACUAUAUCAGGAAUUUCAGCCUGGAUGAUGGACCUCAUGGUAAUCAGGGCUACUCCCGGGUUCUCCUGCAGCUCUUCGGUUUCACCGGUCAUGGGAAGUCCUCCUUCAUUAACUCCUGUAAGUACGUGGUGGAUGAUGGAGCCUACACGAUGUACGCUAAGGUGGCCUCAUCAGAGGAGAAGCCAGAGACCAUGAUAAGAAAUGCGUUCGAGCUGACCAGUGCCAUCAGCAUGGUGGACAACAGAGGAUGUGCGAAAAUGAAUAAGAAUGAGACGGGCGAGAUCUACGCUCAGCUGGGUAACUUUCUUCCCCUCGAUUGUGAAGUUAAAUGGCACUCUGAUUUUAAAGACAUGAUGAAUAUACUGCUAAUUGCGGACAUGGAGGAACAAUCUGCAGAUUUCAUAGUUCCUGUGCUUGUUUACAGCGCAAAGAACAAGAUGACCCCUGCAGAAGAAGGCGACCUGAAGGAAAUCCUGAUGAAGGCCUGGGACAUAACAGGCCUGAUCCCCACUGUGGUCAUCACCAAUAAGCUGAGCGAGCAUCUACCAGACACUCAGGAGAAGUUCAGAAGGAUGAGAGUGGAGAACAUCUACCCUGUGGAGAAUUACACCAAGGAGGAUCACCGGAAAACCCGAGGGAAACAUGAGACGUUGCUUCAGUGUCUGUCUGCAAUCACCAAAGAUGUUGAGUUCCGGAUGACAGAGACACGAGAUCCAAAACAGGAGAAAUUGGCGAGGAAGAGAAUCUUGUAUGAAUUUGCUCAUAAGAGGGACAUGGAGAAAGUGCAGGAAGAGGAGAGUCGCAGAAGGAGGGAAGAAUUGAGCAGAGCGCAGGAACGGGAGAACCAAGAGCGCGCAAGAAGGGAAGAACUGGCGAGAGAAUUAGAACGGAGACCUGCAGAAUCCUGUGCACUUCAGUAAAGUGUGCGCCAGCCUGUGACACGUCUUAGAGGGAGAUUCUGUCUUAUACAGAGUACAUUCCAUCAAAUCACAAAAUGUUGACAGUUCAAGAGAACAGAUUUUACAUCUUAUUAAUACAAUUAUUGUCCCCAAAAUUGCAGACAUCUGCAUAUACUGUAUGCCUGAUAUGUGGGAUUGUAAGCUCCUCAGGGGCGGGGACUGAUGUGAAUCAAAAUAAAGACAUGUACAAAAUA
Molecule: messenger RNA, 1273 nt
Organism: Bufo gargarizans (Asiatic toad)
Lineage: Eukaryota; Metazoa; Chordata; Amphibia; Anura; Bufonidae
Exons: 4
Coding region: 99-1040 (313 amino acids)
Source: RefSeq, a predicted model, not a curated record